AAUAUGAUACGAUCUUACAAAAAUAAAUAUGUUGUCACAUAAAACCACUGAAGAUGUGAUUCUAUGUCUUCAAAUACCAACAACUUACCUAUUAAAAGAAACCCAUAAAACAACAAUUUGGCUAGUGUUUUCGAAUGCUUCACGGCUCUUCUGCUGGGUGAGUGCAUGUGGACAUGCAAUGAGAGAGUACGAGAACGUGGGAAUAAUUGAAUGAGGUUCAGAAUUCUGCAGUCUUUCAGAGGUCACAUGUGAGGUUGUUGCAUGAAGGAAGUCUGCCUCUGGUCCCUUAUUUAUAGAGGCAGUUCUUCGACUUGGAAAUGCCAAUAAAUAUAAAUACACUAGCUACCAGCCUACCACCAAUCCUCACUCUCUAUUCUCUUGUCAUUGUUUCAGUAAUAUUCAUAUUUUCAAGAGAUGGGGAAAUUUCUUUUGACAUUUGCAAUCUUGCUUCAGUUCUGCUCUUAUUUGGCUAUCAAUGUUAAUGCGUUUGCUCCAUCUGGGUGGAGGAAAGGUCAUGCUACAUUUUAUGGAGGCAGUGACGCCUCAGGAACUAUGGGAGGGGCUUGUGGAUAUGGAAACUUGUAUUCUACUGGUUAUGGGACCAGGACCGCUGCUUUAAGCACUGCUUUAUUCAAUGAUGGAGCUUCAUGUGGGGAAUGUUACAGAAUAAUGUGUGAUUUUCAAACAGACCCCAGAUGGUGCAUUAAAGGCAAGUCUGUGACCAUUACUGCAACAAAUUUCUGCCCCCCUAAUUAUGCUCUUCCAAACAACAAUGGAGGCUGGUGCAACCCUCCUCUCCAGCACUUUGAUAUGGCUCAGCCUGCUUGGGAAAAGAUUGGUAUUUAUAGAGGAGGAAUCGUGCCUGUUUUGUUUCAAAGGGUUCCUUGCAAGAAGCAUGGAGGAGUCAGAUUCACCAUUAAUGGAAGAAACUACUUCGAGCUUGUCUUGAUUAGCAAUGUGGCUGGAGCUGGAUCCAUUCAAUCUGUGUCCAUUAAAGGCUCAAAAACAGGCUGGAUGGCAAUGUCAAGAAAUUGGGGAGCUAACUGGCAAUCUAAUGCUUAUCUCAAUGGCCAGUCUUUGUCCUUUAAAAUCACAAAUACUGAUGGACAGACCCGAUUCUUCACGGACAUUGCUCCAGCAAAUUGGGGAUUUGGCCAGACUUUCUCUAGUUCAGUACAGUUCUAAAUUAAUUAUCAGCAGCCUUAGAGUUCAGGGUCUCAAUUGGCCGAGGCGUGCUUAUAAUUUUACUAGAGCAGCCCGCCACAAUUAUUUUUCUGAUGAUGGCUGGGACAAUAAGGUUCUGGCUCUGGAUUAUGAUUUGAAGAGGGAGGGUGAAGAAAAGGAACCCAUGGACUCAAGGCUAGCUGCUACUGAGCUGUUGUGCUUUAGUGAUCACGGAUUUGCAGAGGAGUUGUAUUUUUGUAUUUAGUAUAUAGUUAUUGCAACUUAAUAUGAAGCGCAAUCAAUUUGCAGCUUAAUAAUAUAAAUAAUAUUUUUGUUUUGGUUAA
Populus trichocarpa (black cottonwood) is the source of this 1508-nucleotide messenger RNA. Its product is annotated as expansin-A11. The transcript is spliced from 3 exons. The record is from RefSeq and is a predicted model, not a curated record. Bases 415 to 1185 code for a protein of 256 amino acids. Lineage: Eukaryota; Viridiplantae; Streptophyta; Magnoliopsida; Malpighiales; Salicaceae. Gene Ontology annotation, cellular component: extracellular region. Gene Ontology annotation, biological process: plant-type cell wall organization.